Messenger RNA from Coregonus sp. 'balchen', 13344 nucleotides. The record is from the annotation of a GenBank genome assembly. Lineage: Eukaryota; Metazoa; Chordata; Actinopteri; Salmoniformes; Salmonidae.
AAGGAGAGCUUUGGGUAACAUUUUUACAAUAAAAAUUUUGUUUUAAUUCUUAAAAUGUUUUAUGUUGGCUUACUGGUGGUCUUGAGUUGCUGCCUGGCCCUGGGGGAAGGCUACAGGAAAACUACAGACCCAACAGCUGCUAAGAGACCGUACCAGAUCCAAAAUGGCCUGUGCAGCUACACCUUUCUGCUGCCUGAGCAGGACAACUGCAAGACCCCGAGCAGCACCUACACCAACCUGGUCCAGAAGGACGAUCCGGCAGAGUAUGACGAGUCGGUCCAGAGGCUGGAGCAGCUGGAGAACAUCAUAGAGAACAACACACAGUGGCUCCUCAAGGUAAAGUCUUCUGCUUGACGUCACACAGCAGCUUCUCUACUGGGAGUGCAGGUGUGUGUUCAAUGCCGUCUCACACCCAUUCCCAUGGUAUUAUACUUUUUUGGGGUCCCUCUAUUUCGUAUGAUAUUUUACAUCCCUCCAAUAUGUUAUGUUAGAAAUGGUUCCAUAAAAAUGUGCUAUUUGCAUGUCCAGGUACACUGGUAGAGUGCCCGCAUUUAAAACGUAACAAGGGACUUGGUUCCGGAUAACCCGUUGGGUGCUGUGAACCGUUAAAAGAUGAAGAAGUAAGGGAAUGGUUCUGCUGCUCUGCCAUUAUGUUACGCCAACUUGAGAUGAUAAAGAUAAGAGACCGCAAGUUUUUGCAGCCUACUGUGCAGAGGUGAUGUUACGUAGUGUCAUGAUUUCUCACUCUGCACAAUAUGCUUUACAAGUUGCUUUCUAUAGGAAUGUCACACCCCCCCCCCCCAUCAGAAAAGACGAGUAUACACACCAACUUUGCAGUGAUGUGCAGGCGCGUUAUACUACAGUUGCUUUCUUUACUGCCAAGAAGGCUUUGAAAGACUCAUUCAGAUUUAAAAAAUCAUCAGAUUCUGAUUGAGAGUAGUGAACUUGACCUUGUAAGGAUGCAGGCAAGUGAAUUGUGACAGUCCUACUAUUCAAAGGGGGCAUCUUCACAUGGAUUCAGUCUUGAGCAAUAAGAAAGCGAAUGUGAGCCGAAGUAGGGAGAAAGUAGCCCAAAGGACCGUAAAACAAAGCAGUGUCACAGAAGCAGGGCUGUGGUGGCUCUGAGUGGGUGAGAAGGGCCGAAGAGUGACAAAGCCUCUACACAGGUGCCCAGAUGAAGGAUCUGCACAUCCCUUUCAGCACUACUGAGCCAUUGCUUGUGUGAAAGGAACGGGCAAAGGCUCCCUACAUUCUUUCUCCCCCCUUAGAGUUUGAUUAAUGAUGAGGUCUAUAGAGCUCUGACACGACAAGCACAACUCAUUGCCUGAUCACACAGCUCGAACCAAAAAAAACAGACCAUGGCCUGAAUCAUUCCACCAGCUCGGUCAGCUGCUGCUAAGCAUUGGGGUCCCUAGACCUUUUAUCAUUGCCGUUUUAUCAGAGCAGAGCCCAUGCUUAAGAACACUAUUUAGAAAAAUGUAGUCUUUAAAAUGCUUUGAAUUUGGCACUGUUAACAUCAUUUAGCUUUUAAGGCAAAGACAACAACUUUUAAGCUAAGGACAGUGAUUGGGCUACUGGGUUUUUUUUUCACACCGGAAGAGUUUAAAAGCCUAGAAAUGAAGCGGUUGAAGCGGUUCAAAUAGUGAAUCUCUAGUCUUUAGACUCCAUAAUGAUCCUUCAUUCAGUUCAUUAAGCGGUUACUGCCUCACAGGCCUUUAUCCUCCAAGGACAGAUUUGUUACGUGAGAUACAUAUGCGUAACUCUGCUAAAAUCUCAAAUCAAAUUGACAUGCAUGAUUUAUGCUGCAUUAAAGUCAGAUUAACGUGUGUUUGAGGUUAGGAUUCGUCCCAAAGUGACUACUCCGGAAGGAAAGGAUUAAGAACUUUGUCAUUAAUAUCUGUCAAGGAAAGAAAGUCAAUUUUUUGUUUAAUUGAAAUGCAAUACAUUGAUGUAAAACAAACAUUAAGUGAGCGGAACUAAUCUAUAGGAGAUCUGCAAAGGUUAAGAGGCUCUCUUGAUAAAAAUGAGGUCGACUCAAUACAUCCAGAAUUCUGGAGGUAUUUUAAAGGAAAAAGUAGGCUAUGUAAAAGGGUCCUUUCAUGCACAUUACUACUAGUAACAAUUAACAAACAAGCCUUAUCCAAAAUAUCAGUAUACAUUUACCUAAUACAUUGCUAAUGAAUAAAAACAUGAAAUUGCCCUUUUAACAUGAAAUAUUUCCUGACGCGUCAUAAUUUCAUACACUACAUACAGCUUGUCGGUAUAUUGGCAUUAUCUGUAAUAACAGAGGAAAGGGUCUUCCUCUGAACUUCCCCAUGUAAGACCGAGUCAAGGACAGAGGAAAUCAUUGUACAUCAACUGAUGAAAAUACAAUUUAUUGUGAGAGCCGAGGUAAUACCUCAAAUUCUUGCACUGUCCCACACAAAAAAAUUGGAAGAUAGGCUGAGGGACUUUGUUGUUGUGCCGGUAAAAUAAAUGUCAGUUUGCGUCACGCUUUUCACGUAAACGGGGAGGACAAACAAGCAUUCCUCGUGGAAUACUUAGAGGCAGGAGUGGAGUAAACAACUGAUUAGAUCAUUAGCCGUCAAUGGAAUGUCCCGCUCGCAGUUCCGAUGACACACUCUUCCAGCCUCCACGUGCCUUUGUGUCCAGGAACACAGACAAGAUGGAAGUGGAGAAAGGAAGACAAACAAAAUUAGCACUGAUUGCAGCACUUGUCAUUCAUUACCAUGGCAAAAAGCUAAAUAUACUUCCCGUUUUAAAAUUGUCCCAAAAGUUUACCUUUUUGGCAGAUGGGUAUACAGCCUAAUUGUUUAUCAAACAAAGAUCAGAACAACAAGGCCUACUAACGCCAUGAUAUCCUCUUGCCGUGGAAGACGCAGUGUCGUAGAGGAUGCAACUCAUCACUCAUCAUUUCCAUCCUGUUUACAAGACUUUCAGGCCUGAUUGCCACUCAGGAACUCAAUGCAGGAAAGAGCUUUAUGAUGGGUUUGUUUUAAAUCUGGCAGUUUAAUUUUGACAGGUUGCUACUGGAUAGGGGAACAAGACUCCUGUUUAAAGCUCAUAUUUAUUUUCCCUAAAGAAAACUAUACCGUGUGGGACAGACAAUAGAGAAAAAAGCUUAUUUAAAAAAUGUCUACAGAUAGGAUGUUACAAUUAUGAGUUUGCAUUCACGAUGACUGAACCAAACUCCUUUGGAGGCUCAGUCAGCAGUAACAUUUUACAAAAAGAGCCUUAAGAUAUUGAAAGGGCAUUCCAGUGCAGUCCCCAUUGACAGUGAUACAAUUUGAUAUGACCAAAAACGACCAUAUUAAAAGCGUUCGAUUUUCGGGAAGCUAUUAAUCCCUAGUGUAGAUCAAAUAUCAAUCAGCAGCAAUGCUGGGAAAAUAUUCUCAGUCUUCCAUUUUUGACCCCUCUGAAACAGAAGUACAUGAACUUCCUGCCCCAAUUUUUUUAGAGGCUUCAACAUCAUGUAAUCUAAACACUUGUCAAAAUGCCUGGCCUGUCACCAGAUAAUUCUGCCCACUUGUACUGCUCAAGAGACUUCUGGGUCAGACACAAGGGGGAAAGCCAUGAACUCCAUGACAAGGCUGUCCUGCUUAAAAAUAGUAAUUCUAAAGAAGAACAGCCUAUACUUUCACUGUGACAUCCAUAUGGUAAACAACAGUUUCAUACACAAUUAAUUUAACCCCAUCACAAUGAUCCAAUAACUCUGCCAGAGGACCAAGGCAGUACACUCCAAUCUUUAUGCCCUGUACGAAAUAAACUCAGCAAAAAAAGAAACGUCCCUUUUUCAGGACCGUCUUUCAAAGAUCAUUUGUAAAAAUCAAAAUAACUUCACAGAUCUUCAUUCCCAUGCUUGUUCAAUGAACCAUAAACAAUUAAUGAACACGCACCUGUGGAACGGAUGUUAAAACACUAACAGCUUACAGACGGUAGGCAAUUAAGGUCACAGUUAUGAAAACUUAGGUCACUAAAGAGGCCUUUCUACUGACUCUGAAAAACACCAUAAGAAAGAUGCCCAGGGUCCCUACUCAUCUGCGUGAACGUGCCUUAGGCAUGCUGCAAGGAGGCAUGAGGAUUGCAGAUGUGGCCAGGGCAAUAAAUUGCAAUGUCCGUACUGUAAGACGCCUAAGACAGCGCUACAGGGAGACAGGACGGACAGCUGAUCGUCCUCGCAGUGGCAGACCACGUGUAACAACACCUGCACAGGAUCGGUACAUCCAAACAUCACACCUGUGGGACAGGUACAGGAUGGCAACAACAACUGCCCGAGUUACACCAGGAACGCACAAUCCCUCCAUCAGUACUCAGACUGUCCACAAUAGGCUGAGAGAGGCUGGACUGAGGGUUUGUAGGCCUGUUGUAAGGCAGGUCUUCACCAGACAUCACCGGCAACAACGUCGCCUAUGGGCACAAACCCACCGUUGCUGGACCAGACAGGACAGGCAAAAAGUGCUCUUCACUGACGAGUCGCGGUUCUGUCUCACCAGGGGUGAUGGUCGGAUUUGCGUUUAUCGUCAAAGGAAUGAGCGCUACACCGAGGCCUGUACUCUGGAGCGGGAUCAAUUUGGAGGGGGAGGGUCUGUCAUGGUCUGGGGCGGUGUGUCACAGCAUCAUUGGACUGAGCUUGUCAUUAUUGCAGGCAAUCUCAACGCUGUGCGUUACAGGGAAGACAUCCUCCUCCCUCAUGUGGUACCAUUCCUGCAGGCUCAUCCUGACAUGACCCUCCAGCAUGACAAUCUACCAGCCAUACUGCUCAUUCUGUGCGUGAUUUCCUGCAAGACGGAUUGUCAGUGUUCUGCCAUGGCCAGCGAAGAGCCCGGAUCCCAAUCCCAUUGAGCACGUCUGGGACCUGUUGGAUCGGAGGGUGAGGGCUAGGGACAUUCCCCCCAGAAAUGUCCAGGAACUUGCAGGUGCCUUGGUGGAAGAGUGGGGUAACAUCUCACAGCAAGAACUGGCAAAUCUGGUGCAGUCCAUGAGGAGGAGAUGCACUGCAGUACUUAAUGCAGCUGGUGGCCACACCAGAUACUGACUGUUACUUUUGAUUUUGACCUCCCCUUUGUUCAGUGACACAUUAUUCAAUUUCUGUUAGUCACAUGUCUGUGGAACUUGUUCAGUUUAUGUCUCAGUUGUUGAAUCUUGUUAUGUUCAUACAAAUAUUUACACGUUAAGUUUGCUGAAAAUAAACGCAGUUGACAGUGAGGACAUUUCUUUUUUUGCUGAGUUUAUAACCACUCCUUUUCCAGCUCCCCUACCAUUGCUGGGCAAACAUGGACAAAGGCCCAAUAUCAUGGUAUAUCACUAAACCAUCUCAAUAACCUGCCUUCAUCAACUCUUCUUCAUCCUUACUGCAGCUGGAGAACUACAUACAAGAAAGCAUGAAGCAGGAGAUGUUCCAGAUCCAGCAGAAUGCAGUGCACAACCACACGGCAGCCAUGAUAGAGUUUGGAACCAAUCUGCUGAGUCAGACUGUUGAGCAAACACGGAAGCUAACCAACGUUGAGGAGCAGGUGAGGACCUUUCACUUAAUAUAGUUUUGAAAAUAUAUGCUAAAUUAAUAAAACAUUCAAAACCCAAUAGCCUACACCAAACAAUUAACAAAAAUAAUAGAAAUUAGCAAAAUAUGAAAAAAACGAAUGCUGUCCAACAGGGCCAGGAUUUGCUGUAGGUCAUUGACCUUUUGUGAACGAACUACACAGCAUUUCCUGUUAUUAACAGCAUUGUAUUCCCACAAGAAAGGGUCUAUCAAUUUGUCAGAAUCAGACAUCCGUCUGUUCAAAGUCACCAACACCAGGUCCAAUGUAGACCGACACAUACCCAACAUUCAUGUAAACAACAAAUUGGCCCAUGUUUUUGCUGAGUUCAGUUCCUCAAACUGGAAAAUCAGAGGGGGUUUUCUAGACCCAGGAGUUCAAUACGUCUGUGAGGAGACUUUCAUUACAUUUUACAGCCACUUUCACAGUAGCUCCAUUUCCAUCAUAUCUGUCCUUUAUUGGAAUUUGAUUGUUCUGUUUUUUCCUGUUACGAAACAGAUUUUUCCGACCAUCUAGGCCCAUGCACAUUGUGCUCUUUAGAACGUGAAGUGAACCACAAACCGUGUUUGCACAUGAAGUGAGAUAGGACUGUUACAAUUCGAGUUUGGACUUGAAAUUGUAAUCAAGUUAAGCGCUACUAUUACAAGAUAAGUGUCUUGAGGUCCUGUAUUGUAUUGUAUUCAGUGUACUGUAAAUGUUUUCAGUGAGAGGGAAAAAAACUAAACUGAUGGCUGGCUGUGCACAAUUUCUUUUAAACUGUAGCUGAUCCAAAAUAAUUGCAGUGAACUGUGGAAUUGUUUGUGAAACAGAUUACUCAAGAGAAAAACAGGGAGAUGUCAUAAUCCAUUACAGAUUUUUUCUAUCUAGGAAAGACCAAUGUUUCAUUUAAUCAUAACACAUCCCCAAUUGAGAGAUUACCUCAAGGGCAGGUUCUGAAAUUACGAAAGUAAAAUUACUUGUUCAUUUGGUUCUUGCCAAAUAUUACACAUAAUGACAAUACAAAAUGGUGUUUACUUAAUUUAAUCUGUAAAGGGCUUGCAGCAAUUACUAGCUCAAUCUAAUCUAAAAUACCUUAUGUGGGAAGUAAUUGUCUAUUUCAUCUUUAGGUAAUAAAUCAUACAACUCGGCUCGAACGUCAGCUUCUUGAGAACUCUCUGUCAACGAGUAAGUUGGAAAAACAGCUCAUUUUCCAAACAAAUGAAAUAAGCAAGCUGAAUGACAAAAACAGGUAAGGAUAUUUGUUUGUAUUAACAAACUGCACUUUCAUUCAGGUGCCCCAUCUCUAAAUCAUGCUUCAACUAAAACAAGGCUACAAACACUAGACAGUAGCCUAAAUGUUUAGGCUAAUGUUUCCUGUUAAACACAUUUUUGCCCAAUUGUAGGCUUAUAUGUUCUGUUACCGUAAAACAAUCUGCUUCUUGAUAAGACGGCUAGUUGCUUGGAUUGGAAAUGACAAUUGCUGGGACAACACCAACACACUAAGAAGUACUACAAGACCAGUAAUGCCCACCAGCUCUGCUGUGAGUUGCUGAGCAUGUACCUUGCCCUUGUUCCUCCCCAGCUACCUGGAGAAGAGGGUGGGGGAGAUGGAGGAGAAAAGGCAGGUGGAGCUGAAGACGCUGAAGGAGGAGAAGGAGCAGCUCUUUACACUGAUACUGAGACAGACGGCUGUCAUCGAGGAGCUGGAGCAACAGCUGCUCCGGGCCACCACCAACAAUUCGGCCCUGCAGCAGCAGCAACAGGAGCUGCUUGAGACCGUCAACAACCUCAUCUCCACAAUCUCCAUCCCCACAGGUGGAGGUGGGUGACACUAUGACAGCGUCUGGUAGACUCAGGAGGGGGCUACAUUGGCAUCUCAGUGGCAUCACUGAUUAAGGCCAGAAUACUAUGGGCAAUUCAAUUAUUGUAGCCGAAUGUCAACUGUUGAUCAAAUCACUACCUUUGAAAAGUCAGUUUACCAGUAUGUAUUUAUGUAAAAGUACAUGCACAACUUUGCUGUAUUAUCAAUUUGAUGCGCCCUCCACUUUUUGCAGGGAACAAGCCUACCAUGAUGCAGGAUACACCGACCACGUACCCAGACUGUGCUGCGGUCUACAAGUCGGGGAACACAGACAGUGGAGUCUACUCACUGACCCUUCCCAACACUACACAGGAGAUUAAGGUAGAAUUAAACUCUGAUGUUAUUGGUCCCAUUCAAGCUAUAAGCUCCCAACAUUAAAUCAAUGUACAAUCAUAUGCAGACUAGUUAAAAAAUAAUUUCUCUAACACCACAGCCAAUUAAUUGUCUUGCAAAUGUGUGUAAUAAUAACAUGUGAAUAAAAUGUUGCCUAUGUCCAACGACGGCAUAGAUUCCCUUUAAUUCAGAGUAAAUUCAAAUGUUCUCAGCCUUUGGUUUGUUUUGUGCAUGCCCGAGCUCGAGUAGGGAUCUCCUUAGAUACUUUUCAGUAGUCAGAGUUAGACUCUGGCACAUCACUUGUUUUAAGAAACCUCCCAUUCCUUUCAACUAGACAGAGAGGAGACUGCUUUUGUCAAGUUUGCUGCUGAAGUCGAAAGUCCCUCAGUGUAGUCAAAAAUCUGAAUUUACUAUCAUUGAUAGCUGGAGUAAUCCGUUUUUUUGUUUGAAGGCUUACUGUGACAUGGAGACAGAGGGGGGUGGAUGGACAGUACUACAAAAACGAUUUGAUGGCCGUGUUGACUUUCACCGUACAUGGAAAGAGUACAAAAUGGUGAGAGCUAAAGGAAAUUAUCCCAGUCCCACAGCACAAAACUUAGAUAACACUGGCAAGUGGCAACAAACAGCACAUUUUUUUGUUGUUAAAAUAUCUCAGAAUGCAACUCAACUGUGACAUUGUGAUCAUGCAAAAGGUGAUUAAUUAUGUUUUAUGUUCCUUCAAAAGGGCUUCGGAAACCCUUCAGGUGAAUACUGGUUGGGAAAUGAGUUUGUUUCGAUACUGACCAAUCAGCACCCAUACGUCUUGAGAAUACAGAUGAUGGAUUGGGAGGAAAACACAGGAUUCUCACUAUAUGACCAGUUCUCUCUAGGCAGUGAAGCAGAAAACUACAGGUAGGCCUAGGUUUCCCAGGUGUGGUGUAUAAAUGUAGGCUACUUACACUACCGGUCAAAAGUUUUAGAACACCUACUCAUUCAAGGGUUUUUCUUUCUUUUUACUAUUUUCUACAUUGUAGAAUAAUAGUGAAGACAUCACAACUAUUAAAUAACACAUAUGGAAUCAUGUAGUAACCAAAAAAGUGUUAAACAAAUCUAAAUAUAUUUUAUAUUUGAGAUUCUUCAAAUAGCCACCCUUUGCCUUCAUGACAGCUUUGCACACUCUUGACAUUCUCUCAACCAUCUUCACCUGGAAUGCUUUUCCAACAGUCUUAAAGGAGUUCCCACAUAUGCUGAGCACUUGUUGGCUGAUUUUCCUUCACUCUGCGGUCCGACUCAUCCCAAACCAUCUCAAUUUGGUUGAGGUCAGCGGAUUGUGGAGGCCAGGUCAUCUGAUGCAGCACUCCAUCACUGUCCUCCUUGGUAAAAUAGCCCUUACACAGCCUGGAGGUGUGUUGGGUCAUUGUCCUAUUGAAAAACAAAUGAUCGUCCCACUAAGCCCAAAUCAGAUGGGAUGGCGUAUCGCUGCAGAAUGCUGUGGUAGCCAUGCUGGUUAAGUGUGCCUUGAAUUCUAAAUAAAUCACAGACAGUGUCACCAGCAAAGCACCCCCACACCAUAACACCACCUCCAUGCUUUACGGUGGGAAAUACACAUGCAGAGAUCAUCCGUUCACCCACACCGCAUCUCACAAAGACACGGCGGUUGGAACCAAACAUUUCUGAGGCUGGUAUCUAAUGACCUUAUGCUCUGUAGCAGAGGUAACUCUGGGUCUUCCAUUCCUGUGGCGGUCCUCAUGAGAGCCAGUUUCAUCAUAGCGCUUGAUGGUUUUUUUGACUGCAAUUGAAGAAACUUUCAAAGUUCUUGAAAUGUUCCGUAUUGACUGACCUUCAUGUCUUAAAGUAAUGAUGGACUGUCGUUUCUCUUUGCUUAUUUGAGCUGUUCUUGACAUAAUAUGGACUUGGUCUUUUACCAAAUAGGGCUAUCGUCUGUAUAAAUGCAUUCCAGGAGACUACCUCAUGAAGCUGGUUGAGAGAAUGCCAAGAGUGUGCAAAGCUGUCAAGGCAAAGGGUGGCUAUUUGAAGAAUCUGAAAUCUGAAAUAUAUUUUGAUUUGUUUAACACUUUUUUGGUUACUACAUGAUUCCAUGUGUUAUUUCAUAGUUUUGAUGUCUUCACUAUUAUUCUACAAUGUAGAAAAUAGUAAAAAUAAAAACCCUUGAAUGAGUAGGUGUUCUAAAACUUUUGGCCAGUAGUGUAUGUGAUGUAAAAACAAUGUUGGGGGAGUCUGUGUGGAGGACCAUUGAAUAUAGGUGAUAACUUAUUACUUUGCGAUGUGGAAAGAAAUAUAUCAUAGCUGCAUGACAGAGUCAAUUACUCAAGAUGUUUUGAUAUCGUAAUGUUAAAGUAAUUAUAAUGAAAUGGUGUGCAAGUCAUGUUCUUGAAAAUCAACAAAUGACAAACAAAACAUUUACCUUGCCUGAAAAUAUACAUCAAUAUAUGGGGUGGGAGGGUCACCAGUCCAAAACAAAUGUGCUGUCAACUGGAAAAUGGUUUGGAUCUGUGAAACUAGGUAACAGAAGGCUAAAAUGAAUCGGUCUCGUAAACAUUAAAUCUGUACCCCAAGACAUCACCAGUGCCUGCUAUUUACUUGCAGAAGGAAAAGUAUAAAAACCACUGCUGUGGUCAUCGCAAUAGGACCAGCUGGAUGGCAAAAACAGUGCUAAUAGUACCUCAAAAGUAAUAAUCAAUCAAAAAAUAACUAUUGACCAUGCCAAAAGAGUUGAAAAGGAAAGUUUUGAGUGAGGAAAAGGAGGAUUCAAUUCUGGCAGAGGGAUACAGUGAGCGUCGGGUUGCUUCCAUCCUUACAAUUUCAAAGACUGCAGUUCAUAAGAACAAGGUCAAGCAGCAGACAUUGGGGACAACAAAGCUACAGACCGGCAGAGGGCGAAAACGACUCUACUGACCGGGAUGACCGCCAACUCAUUCGAAUGUCACUCAACAACCGUAGGAUGACAUCAAGUGACCUACAAAAAGAAUGGCAAACGGCAGCUGGGGUGAAGUGCAUGGCGAGGACGGUUCGAAACAGGCUCCUAGGGGCAGGGCUGAAGUCGUGCAAAGCUAGAAAAAAGCCCUUCAUCAAUGAGAAGCAAAGAAGAGCCAGGCUGAGGUUUGCAAAAUACCAUAAGGAUUGGACCGUAGAGGACUGGAGUAAGGUCAUCUUCUCUGAUGAGUCCAAUUUUCAGCUUUGCCCAACACCUGGUCAUUUAAUGGUUAGACGGAGACCUGGAGAGGCCUACAAGCCACAGUGUCUCGCACCCACUGUGAAAUUUGGUGGAGGAUCGGUGAUGAUCUGGGGGUGCUUCAGCAAGGCUGGAAUCGGGCAGAUUUGUCUUUGUGAAGGACGCAUGAAUCAAGCCACGUACAAGGUUGUCCUGCAAGAAAACUUGCUUCCUUUUGCUCUGACAUUGUUGCCCCAACUCUGAGGAUUGGUUUUUCCAGCAGGACAAUGCGCCAUGCCACACAGCCAGGUCAAUCAAGGUGUGGAUGGAGGACCACCAGAUCAAGACCCUGUCAUGGCCAGCCCAAUCUCCAGACCUGAACCCCCAUUGAAAACUUCUGGAAUGUGAUCAAGAGGAAGAUGGAUGGUCACAAGCCAUCAAACAAAGCCGAGCUGCUUGAAUUUUUGCGCCAGGAGUGGCAGAAAGUCACCCAACAUCAAUGUGAAAGACUGGUGGAGAGCAUGCCAAGACGCAUGAAAGCUGUGAUUGAAAAUCAGGGUUAUUCCACCAAAUAUUGAUUUCUGAACUCUUCCUAAGUUAAAACAUUACUAUUAUGUUGUUUAAAAAUGAACAUGAACUUAUUUUCUUUGCAUUAUUCGAGGUCUGACAAUACUAUAUUUUUUGUUAUUUUGACCAGUUGUCAUUUUCUGCAAAUAAAUGCUCUAAAUGACAAUAUUUUUAUUAGGAAUUUGGGAGAAAUGAUGUCAGUAGUUUAUAGAAUAAAACAAAAUGUUAUUUUUACCCAAACACAUACCUAUAAAUAGUAAAACCAAAUUUUUCCGCAGCUGUAUAAUAUAUAUAAUUUUGGGGAUGGUAAAACGUUUUCGGUGUAAACCAUAUAUAAUGUAGAAAAGAUAAUGGAGCCAUAUGUUUUUUAAUAACAUCAUCUUUGAUAACUAACACACACCAAAAUAAAAACUACAGUCAAAAUCAUUGCCACCACUGCUGAAAUAAAACCUAGGGCAAACACUUUUGAGGAAUAGCAAUCAUGUACUUCCUCCUCACAAUGUAUUUCUCCGUUUUCAUUUCACAGGAUACACCUUAAAGGCUACAGCGGCACAGCAGGCAAAAUUAGUAGCCUUGGUCAGCCGGGAAGUGAUUUCAGCACAAAAGAUGCAGACAACGACAAAUGUGUUUGCAAAUGCUCACAAUUGACAACAGGAGGUAAGGAACAGGUUCAUUUGCAUACCACCUUAGCGUUUUCACUAGCCUUUAUUAAGAAGAUAAAUUAUUCCCUCCAUUUUCACAUUAACUGAAGUGCACAGCCUCGAAGAAUUAGCUGAGCUAAUCACUGAUCAGCUCAUUUGGGAAUUCUGCCCCUGCAACGGCUGACAUUAAUAGUCUGGGAAAUGAGGAUUUUUCCCCUCUCUCUCUCGGAGCUCAGAAUAGAGGUCCGGCUCCAUGCCACUGAUAUUUGGGACUGCUUUGGGGCCAGACUUGGACUCCUUCAGUGUAUCGGUGUCUGCUUACUCGACAUAUGAGAGGGUCUCCUCCAAAUGAGAGGGUCCCCUCAGAAGUCUCGCACAGAGGAAUCCCUCCACCUCAGGGAAUUGUUGGGGAUAACCAGCUGCAUAUUAACUAAGAUGACAGACACCCGGGGGGGAAUGACCUGCACUAGCUUGCACUCCAUGUGAUAACAAUCCAGACCUUCCCAUUUACAGUGGCUUGUGAAAGUAUUCACCCCCUUGGCAUUUUUCCUAUUUUAUUGCCUUACAACCUGGAAUUAAAAUGGAUUUUUGGGUGAGUUUGUAUCAUUUGAUUUACACAACAUGCCUAUCACUUUGAAGAUGCAAAAUAUAUUUUAUUGUGAAGCAAACAAGAAAUAAGACAAAAAAAACGAAAACUUGAGUGCGCAUAACUAUUCACCCCCCCCCAAAGUCAAAACUUUGUAGAGUCACCUUUUGGAGCAAUUACAACAAGUUAUAUUUUUCAUUUCACUUCAUCAAUUUGGACUAUUUUGUGUAUGUCCAUUACAUGAAAUCCAAAUAAAAAUCUAUUUAAAUUACAGGUUGUAAUUCAACAAAAUAGGAAAAGAGCCAAGGGGGAUAAAUACUUUUGCAAGGCACUGUAACUCAAUGAAACUGGGGGUACGAACUAGGGGUACAAAAGUGUGCAAGUUUGAAGUAAUGUGAUAAUUCAAAGCAUCAAUGUUAAAAGGUGAAGCACAGUUACUAAUUGGGCUUGUUGUCUUAUCGACAAUGCACCCGAUGCACAUCCUGAAAACCCUCAGACUGACAAUCUCUUUUUUUUCUGCUUUCCUAGGCUGGUGGUUUGACGCCUGCGGCCCCUCCAACUUGAAUGGAAUAUUUUUCCAGCAGGGCCAGAACUCAAAUCGAUUCAAUGGAAUCAAAUGGUACUACUGGAAAGGCUCAGGCUACUCACUGAAGUCCACUACAAUUAUGAUCAGACCAGUAGACUUCUGA